Molecule: messenger RNA, 1471 nt
Organism: Chenopodium quinoa (quinoa)
Lineage: Eukaryota; Viridiplantae; Streptophyta; Magnoliopsida; Caryophyllales; Amaranthaceae
Product: thymidylate kinase-like
Exons: 7
Coding region: 539-1297 (252 amino acids)
Biological process (GO): dUDP biosynthetic process; dTTP biosynthetic process; dTDP biosynthetic process
Cellular component (GO): mitochondrion; cytoplasm; nucleus
Molecular function (GO): dTMP kinase activity; ATP binding
Source: RefSeq, a predicted model, not a curated record
UUUCAAUUCCAAUUCUCAAUUAUUUGGAACUGGAACUAGUUGGAUACUCGAUUACCCAAUAUAUAUUUCUGAUUAAACCAACUCCAAUUUCUAAAUUUUAGGAUCUAAUUGUAUCAAUUUCAAUUCCGAUUGCAAAUUUCAAGACCCGAUCUCAACUAGUUCUGGAUCCUAAAAUUUUAGCCGAGUACCUAAUUUGUUCACCCCAAGUCCCCAACUCACAACAACAAUUAGUAGGUAAUGAAACUUGACCGCCCGUAAUUGAACCCCGAAAACAUUUGUCCAAAGGGUGAAGUGGUAAACCGAGUUAAAAAAAAAAAAAAAAAAAACUUGGCCGUUAGAUUGAAAAAACUAUUUCGCGCCACAUACUUCACCGACCCCCGAUAAUUUCAUCCUUCAAGCUUCCGCGGAACUCGAGGAGAGGGAAUUAAUAGACGGCGAGAGACGAUUCUGUCGGAAACCCUAAUAUCUUCAACAUUGUUCUCCGGCAACGCGCGUCGCAAUUUGCCAUAAUUUCAAAUUUGUCGCUGAAUGAUAGCAGAUGCUGCGAGGUUUUCCGUAUUUGAAGCCUCUCUUACUGCGACCUUCAAUUCGUCAUAACAGUGUCAAAUUUCAGCAGAAUGAUUCAAUUACAGCAACGAAAAUGGAGAAUGGUACUUCCAAGAAAGCAGAGACCCAAUCAAGAGGUGCUUUGGUGGUAUUAGGACUGGAUCGAAGUGGAAAGAGCUCUCAGUGUAGUGAGCUUCUUUCUCACUUGAAAUUUCUUGGGUAUCCAGUUGAGUUAUGGCGGUAUCCUGAUCGAAACACCGCCGUUGGACAGAUGAUUUCGGCUUAUCUUUCCAAUCAAUCUAAUUUGGAUGAUCAUACCAUUCAUCUCCUAUUUAGUGCUAAUCGAUGGGAGAAAAGAUCAUUGAUGGAAGAUAAGCUGAAAGCUGGGAUCACUCUCAUUGUUGAUCGUUAUUCCUACUCUGGGGUGGCUUUCUCGUCUGCCAAAGGCCUUGAUUUUGAUUGGUAUAAGGCACCCGAGAGGGGAUUGCUGGCUCCUGACACGGUCUUAUACCUUGAUAUAUCACCAGAGAAAGCUGCUGAAAGAGGUGGCUAUGGUGAUGAAAGAUAUGAGCGUCUUGACUUCCAGGAGAAGGUCAGAGUAAAAUAUCAGGCUCUUUAUGAUGCUUCAUGGAAGGUUGUUGAUGCCUGCUUGCCAAUGGAAGAAGUCCAGAAGAUUCUCAGAGAAUAUGUGCUUGAGUGUGUCGCAGCAUGCCAAAAUGGAAAGCCUCUCUCCCACCUUUGGUUAAAAUAGCCCUUUGCUUGUUGGAUUUUGUCCAGGCCCUAUGCUUUAUGCUUGUGUGUUGGAGUCGAUUUUAUUUAUUGAUUUACUCCCUCAAUCCUGUAAAGAAUGGUCAUUGUAAAAUUUUAGGGUUCAAAUUUUAAAACUUUGAUUAUAAAUUUUCACUAAUGUAUAAAAAAUUAUAGC